AUGGUGUGGAAAGGCCUUCUCAGAGCACUGCACAUCCCCAAACUGUCCCUAUCCUGCGUGGGGCCCUGGCCUCCUACGGUCCCCCGAGGCCCGGCCGCGUCUUCCGGCGGUGCUGGCCGAUGGCCUCCGCUCUCACCGCCCCCCUCGGUCCUGGACCUCGUGCAUCCCGGCCUCGUGCCAGACGCGGCACCCCCGACCGCCCUCCCGCUCCCACGGUCCUUGGACCUCACAGGUGGCUGCGCUCGCGGUGGGGGCGGCCUGGUGCUCGGCGCGGUGAGGGCGCCUCCAUUUUCUCCCCCCAGCGGACUCGACGCGCAGCGGUCCGAGUUUGAUUUUACUUGCAGCCUUUGUCCGUACGCAGGUUGGGGAGGGGGCGGGGGGGAAACCUCGGUGCAGACCUCGCUGUCGGGGCCCGGCCUCGUCUCGGCGGUUCCGCGCCUCCCCGCGGCUCGGGCAGGAAGAGACAGCCACGGCAACUCGCCAGAACGGCCAGGGUCCGGAGGCAGCCGGCGGCCGCGAGGGGGGCUCGCCGCGGGGGAGGGGCCGGCGCAUCCGGGUGAGCGCGCGGCGCCCCCGCCUCCCCCGCGCAGCCGCACGGGCCGCCACGCCGCGCACGCCGUGCGGACCGCGCCCGAGCGGCCUGCGGGGCGGCCCUGCGGCCUGGCCCCCCGCGCUCCGGGGGCUCCGAGCGAGCGGCGACAGCCGCGGUAUGCAGGACGGCCCCGACUAGCGCGCCGAGCCCCGGGAGGCCUGGCGCGGAGGCGGGGGCGGGCGCGGCGGAGGCGGAGCCCGCUCGGGGCCCGCCCGCCCGCCGGGGGAGCCGCCGGCAGUGGCCGAGGAGGCGGCGCGGCGGACGGCGGCCCGAGAGUAGCGCCCGCGCUGCGGCCCGCGGGACCGCGCCGCGACCGCCCGGGCUCGGCCCGGAGGAGCGCCCGCCGCUGCCGCCGCCGCGCGCUUGGAGCGAGAGUGAAGCUCUUAGCCUGUUGCUCACCACAUCUCACCCUCGAGAUGCUCCUACUGUGGCAGAGAGGCAGAUGUUCAGACUUCUUAGAGGAGCAUAGUGACCUCAUACGGUGAAGCCAAAUUACGCUGUGAUGUUUGACCUGGUUUACCUGUUCUGAUAAUUGGGGAGAGAGUUGAGUUGAAUAAUCUUUGCCUGAAAUGGCACUGUAUUUUUUCUGCUUUGGAGAGUACUCAGUUCUAACUUGUGAUUAUUGAUAGAGAAGCCUUUCUUCCUCUCCCACCACCCUACUUCCCCAGCCUAGAGAAGAA
Messenger RNA from Castor canadensis (American beaver), 1272 nucleotides. The record is from RefSeq and is a predicted model, not a curated record. Lineage: Eukaryota; Metazoa; Chordata; Mammalia; Rodentia; Castoridae.